This is a messenger RNA of Brassica napus (rape), 1083 nucleotides long. RefSeq lists its product as uncharacterized. NCBI's taxonomy places the organism in Eukaryota, Viridiplantae, Streptophyta, Magnoliopsida, Brassicales, Brassicaceae. Bases 1 to 1083 code for a protein of 360 amino acids. The record is from RefSeq and is a predicted model, not a curated record. The transcript has a single exon.
AUGUCAGCAAUGAAGAAUAAGUUCGAUUACAAAGUUGUGAAUUCAGAUAGAAAACUUUGGUACAUCCGAUGCGUGGACAACAAGUGUAGGUGGAGUGUUCGUGCUGAGGGGUUAUCAGGAUCCACAUAUUUCAUCAUCAAAAAAUAUGUGGCGGAUCAUACAUGUGCUGCGUCAAGUAUGAAUAAUGGUGGUCGGACAGCUUCUGCAAAAACUAUUGGGAGUCUAAUAAUGCAUAGGUAUGAUGGUGUCAAAGAAGGUCCCAAAGCUAAUGAUAUCAUACAGAUUAUGAGAAUGGAACAUGGAUGCGAGAUAUCUAAAUCAUUAGCGGGGGACGCUCGUGAGUAUGCGAUUAGUCUGGUUAGAGGCAUUCCCGAGCAGAGUUUUGGAAAAAUUCUGAAAUACUUGCACAUGCUGAAAGAAGCUAAUCCAGGAACACACACCUUUUACGAAACCGAUGUUGAUGGUAAAUUCAGAUUUCUCUUUGUUUUGUUUGGGCAAUCAGUACGAGGUUUUCAUACAUCCAUGCGAAAAGUUCUUGUUGUUGAUGGGACAUUUUUGAAGAGCAAAUACAAAGGAGUAUUACUUGUUGCGACGACUUUAGAUGGAAACUCCAACUUGUAUCCAAUUGCAUUUGCGGUUGUGGACUCGGAAAAUGAUCGUUCAUGGGAUUGGUUUUUCAGACAACUAAAGGUUGUUGUUCCGGACGAGCGUGCUCUUGCCUUUGUGUCGGACAUAAAUAACUCACUUUGUAAGGGGCUUGAGAAUGUGUAUCCUCUUUCUCAACAUGGAAUUUGUAUUCACCAUUUGUUAAAUAAUGUGGUCACACAUUACAGAGGAAAAGGAGUGGUUGGAUUGAUUGCAAAAGCUUCUAAAGCUUAUAGAGUUGUUGAUUUUCAGAAGCGAUUCAAAGCUGUGUGCAAUAUUAGUCCAGCUAUUGGAAAAUAUUUAAGAGAUGCAGAUGUUACAAAGUGGGCUUGCUAUCAGUUUCAAGGAUACAGGUACGACAUCAGGACGACAAACUCGGCUGAGUCAAUAAACUCUGCUUUGUGCUCACCAAGAGAGUAUCCAGUCAUUCCUUUUUGA